Molecule: messenger RNA, 3877 nt
Organism: Amyelois transitella
Lineage: Eukaryota; Metazoa; Arthropoda; Insecta; Lepidoptera; Pyralidae
Product: centrosomal protein of 162 kDa
Exons: 5
Coding region: 158-2068 (636 amino acids)
Biological process (GO): cilium assembly
Cellular component (GO): centriole; axonemal microtubule; centrosome
Source: RefSeq, a predicted model, not a curated record
UGUUUGAUUGAUUGAAAAUCGAAAACAAAAUAAAUUAUGAAUUGAUCAGUCUUUUUCACAGAUCUUUUCCUUGGUUUUAUUUGAGUGUCGCUGUCGUUUACAGUAGAAUUUUAAAUAUUAAUGUAACAGUGAAAAUUGAAUAGGGUGUUCCUUUAAAAUGGCAGAAUGCUCUGUAUCCAGUAAUCCAGACCCUCAGUCUAACGACAACAGUGUGUCUACCAAAGAAUUUUUACAUUUUGAAAAGACUUGCGAGACUUACAAAGAUAGCGAUGAGGAAAUUAAGAUGAUUUUUAGUGAAAUUAACAAAUUAUCGGCCGGUAAAGAAAAGGAAAGAAUUAUCGGAGAAGAUGUUGAAGACGUGGAGUUAAUUUUGAAGCAUGCCGAAGAUAUAGCACUUGAAACCAAAAAUUUAUUACAAAGCAGCCCCGAAGCUACUAAUAAUGUGCCACCAGCGAAGGAAUCUACUACGGGAACAGUUCCUCUGAUUAGGGUUACUAAAGCUAAUGAGACUGAAAUAACCAAUGAUAGUAUAUUCACAGGUAAUGCUAAGGUAACUUCAAUUGUCAAACACAAUACUAAGGAAAACUAUGAGGUUCGUCGGAAACCGAAAUCGAGGCCGUUCUCUGCCGGUGUUUUAGAUUCGAAGAAAAGAGAGAACGCGAAAGUCGCGCGAUUUAUAACUAAUUCACCUAAAAAGACCACUGUUUGUAAACAUGAGAAUUUGUUAGAAGAACUAAAGGACACAAAUGAAAGAGUAAAAUCGAUUGAGCUUCUUAAUGUCCAACUUACAGAGGAUAAUAAAUUAUUACGAAAGAAAUUAGACCAAGUAAAUGAACAAAAACAUAAGGCUGACCUUAAAUUAAACGAAUGUGAAAAAUUUAUAAGCCGAUUAGGAAAAGAAUAUGAGAAUAGAAAUUCCGAAUUGAAAACAGUCAGAGAAAAUGAGAGUAGAGUUGUCGCUGAGUUAAAUAAAGAAAGAAAUGAAAGAAAGAAUUUAACUAUUCAACAUGAUAAAGAUAAAAUCAUCAUCCAAGAUCUUCAGAGACAAGUUAAGGAAAUGGAAAUGAUUUUGAAACGGAAACAUCCAGAUUCAGUUUCCGCAUUAAUAGUUGCAGCCAAAUCUUCGACCGUCGAAGACAAUAAAAAGAAGUUGUUAGAAGAAAGAAUUGCUCGUCUAGAACAAGAACUGAAGGACAAAGAGGAACAUUUUCAGAGUAUUCUACUGACGUUACAAGAAAAGUUUGGUGAUAUGAAGCAGAAGUAUGAAAAUCAUAUAAUUGACGUGGAGCGGCAAUUAAUGGAAGAUCGUAAAACAAAUUCAGAUCUUAAAAAUAAGAUUAAUAAAACAAAUAUGGUAACAACUGCUGUACAAACUAUUCCUAGAUCCCUGCAUACAGUUUCAACUCAGACAUUCAUAAAGCCAGAUAGGGCUUCUUCAGCUGUGAAUAGGUUGUCGCAGAAUUCGGCACUGAUCUUGAACAAGUUAAAAGAAGAUAGUUAUUUAGUAGCUACGAUAAAAGGGUUGCAAACUGAAUUGACAGUAAAGCAACGUACUAUUGCUAAAAUUAAUAGGGAGACUGAAGAGUUGAGAAAGAAUUUGAGAAAUUUGCAAAAGGAAAAAGAAGUUUUGUUGAAUUUGAACCCCCAAAGGAAGCCUGGUUGUAGACCGACUAAAUCAAUGGAGAAUAUUUUGGCUAAAGUGACUAAUGAAAUGGAGGCAGAGUUGUCGGAGAUGCGGAAACAAAAAGAGGUUCUAAUGCAGGAGAGGAGUGGUUUGUUGGACUCUCUGAAGAGGACCAACGAGGAAUUUAUAUUGCUAAAGAAGAAACGAAUUCAAGAUCUACACACUCUCCAAUUAGCCCAUGAGAAAGAGUUAAUGCAGAUGAACAUGCAAUUGUACCCGUUGCAAGAGGAGAUCAAACUCCUGAACAGGACCGUUGAGAUCCUGCAGGAGAGGAUCAGGAACGCCGAUGAUAAGCUUCUCCGGUACCAGGCCGGAAUCAAAGAGGUGGAUGUACAUGCUGGAGGUGAUAACCCGGGCAAUAGAGCAAGGAAGGAAGUUAAGUGAUUUUUUUAAAUGAAUUGUGAAUUUGGAUAUUUUUUAUUUAUGUUUUCUUUAAGAAAAUAUUGUUGUUGAGUUGAGUGCCCUGAUUGUGGUUUUCAAUUAUUUAUCCAUAAAAAACAAAAUAACCCUUACAGUCAGUAAAUUAUCACGUAUAGUAUUGUAUCACGUCACAGAUGUCAAAUGCACACAUUUAGAUAUAAAUCUCUACCUUAAAAAAUCGCAACAUCUUAUUCAUUUUUUCCAUUUGAUUUUCUUUUUGUAUUGGUACUAAUGCACAUCAAAUACAAUUUAAGGACAGAAAAAAAUGGAACUACUUUUAAGAUACUUAUAUACAAAAAAAAUGUAAGGAAAAAUAUUGAAAACCAUUGUAUUAAGUGUAUAUUUAUUGCACCUACGUCUUAUUUAUUCUCUCCAUCUAAAGUAAUUAUUAUUCCAUCCAAAGAUCAAGUUGCUUUAACAACAGAAAAAAAAUUGCGAAAUAUAUUUUUUAAAUCAUUGUUGAAGAAGAGAAUUUCUGAUGUUAAUGCAUUUUAAAAAGAUAUAUUUUAUAAUGGACAUUUGGACAUUGAAUAAUGCGUUUUAAUGGUAUAAUAUGCAAUUAUUGCGUGAAAAAGUAUACUCGUAGAUAACACUAUACUUAAGAGAUUUAGGUAGGAAUGAGGAAAGUAACAAAUCGUUGGUAAUAUUUACUUGACCAUAUGGUUGUUAAAAUUUACCUGGUGAUGUGAUAUUGUCCGAAAAUAACCACUUAAUUUAAUAAGAAGGUUUUUUUCUAUAUCAAAAGCAAAUACAAAUGUUGGUCAUAAGCUUUCAAACGAUAAUUUAAUGUUCAAAUUUAGAAUAGUUAUAUCCAUCCCGCUUUUCUGCCUAAUGAUUUUACUCGAAGUCUAGUCUAGCACUAGACUUACCUGCUAGUAGACUAGUACUACUAGACUAGUAGAUUAUUGAAGAAGGUAUGUAGCGUUCAUAAAUAAUAAUUAUGGAAUAAAAAAUAAAUUACUUUUUAAGUUUCAAAGCUAGUUUUAUUUUCUUAUUCUUUGUAUUCAUGAAUUUUAUUGUUUAAAUACCAUGGUGAAUGUUUAACUAGUUUGUAUUAUAACUUAUAACGUUUCUCUUAAUUUUAUUUCUUAACUUAGACGUCAUCACAGGAAGUCAAUUAAGUAAUUUGUUUAUUUUUUUUAAUACGUAUAUAAUCACGUCUAUUUCCAUUGCGGGGUAGACAGCCAACAGUCUUGAAAUAACUGAUAGGCCACGUUCAGCUGUUGUUUGGCUUAAUGAUAGAAUUGAGAUUAUUAAUUUGCCCUAGAUUAAUAUUUUUCUACUUUGGCAAAGUUUCAUGGAUAUCCAAUAUUUACCCUUUUGUAACUAAAGCCAGUUUAGCUUGUGUUGUAGUUUGACAGCCUGCAGGUCACUCAUUAAGUAAGCUGUUACCAUAAUCCUGUAAAUACCGAAUACCUUCACGCGCCAAAAAACUAAGGUUUAUUGCUUGUAUUUUUUUACAACUUUCAGUGGCGAAUAACUGCAGUGGUAAUUAUUAUAGUACGGUAUAGAUUAUUAUCUUAUCUGCUUUGAAGUAAUUACUGCGUAUGUUAAUUUAUUGAUAAGAAAGGGACCAGAUAGCUUUAUAAUUCGUAAGUGUUCUUCAAGCGUGCCUAGAGUGUUAUUAAGGACUUAGAUUAAUUUUAAUUGUUUGAUGUUAAUUAAAGCACAAGUCAUUCUAUUAUGAGGUUCCUAUGGUAUAUAAAUAAUGUGAACAAUUCUAGUCAAGACUACUUUGUGAGUGCAUACUGCUUAUUCAUGGUGCCUUAUGGU